Molecule: messenger RNA, 2661 nt
Organism: Talaromyces rugulosus
Lineage: Eukaryota; Fungi; Ascomycota; Eurotiomycetes; Eurotiales; Trichocomaceae
Exons: 3
Coding region: 1-2661 (886 amino acids)
Biological process (GO): positive regulation of G2/M transition of mitotic cell cycle; establishment of cell polarity
Cellular component (GO): cell septum; cytoplasm
Source: RefSeq, a predicted model, not a curated record
AUGCAGACUUCCACCGGUUACCUCGAAGCCGACGGCGCGGGCGCGGCGAGACGAGGCCAUGUUCCCCAGCUGUCAAUAAGCGACGACGCCCACCAUGUCACCGAGGCCAUUGGCCAUCUGUACGGCGACGAUGAUCGUCGAGACGAGCGCAGGCUGAGCUACAUGCCGUCCCCCCUGGGCGAGACCCUGUCUGUGACCCCCGCCAGUCCAGCAAACGCAAAUACAAAUGCUGUAAACGCGAAUGGAAAGAUGGAGCCUGGGGCCAGGCUAGCUACUGGUUCCGUCGCGAGCAGCACGAAUAAUAAUAAUAACAACAACAACGACACGACCAGGAAUAACAACAACACCACCACCAACAACAACAAAAAUAAUCGUAAUGGCCAACGACCAGAAACCCUAUCAUCGCGACCGCCAGUCACAAAAGCUCCCUCGUUCGAGAGGGAACCCUCAUCCCCCGUACAUCUCUCGCCUGUCGACACCGCCAACUCAUCCUUUCCUCUCAACGAUAUAGACUACGAGUCCGACCCGGCUGCCAUCACCCAGGAACUCAACAACCUGGCCGCCAUCCGCCGAAUGUCCAUGGACGUUACCGGCGACCCCGACCUGCCGUCCUUUUCCAACCUACAAGUGCCCUCGGUGCCGCCCUCCGCCUCGGCCGACGAAAACGAUGCGUCGCGGCUGUUCUGGGUGCCUGCUCGUCUUCACCCAGAGCUUGCGCCAAAGGAAUUCAAGUCGUUUUUGGAAAGCAAAACAGAUCAGAUCAAGAGGAGGUCGAGUGACUUUUCUUCCAGCCUGUCAGUCGCCAGUGACGAUUCGGCGGCUGGGCUGCGGAGGAAACGAUCCAUGCUAUCACGGCAGAUUGACGACUCGAACGAAUACACGGAUGGAGCAGACAAACUGGAAAGGAAGCGCUCGGAAGGCCAGAGGGAAAAAUCAGAGUCCAUGAAUCCAAAUCUACACGAACUGGAGGAAAUGGUGGACGAUUCCAAGCAGGUGAACAAGGAGGCACUUGCACUGUUGGGAGGGGCGGAUCGUUCUGAUAUGUCCACGACGGAAGACAAACCAAUUCUUCCCCCGGCGCCCCCUGGUCACAGUCUCAAACGCUCUACCAGAACUCAGUAUCGAAAAGGGAGCUUGAAAAAGGGCGAGCGACUACCCUACUCAAAACGACUUGGGCGAACACCAGAGACAUUGGGUGGAGAUCCGCUGUCAAACGCAGCCGAAGAUCCUCCGGUAAUCAAGCCUCUAACCCGGUCAUCAACUGACCCUGGUAGGAGCAUUUCAGAGAGAAAUGCUCCCCAACAGAAUCCCGUGGCCCUCGUCGACCAGUCAAAGAGCACUGCCUUGCCCCCAGGCAGCGCAUCUGGUUCGGCAUUCGACUCUAUGGCCGACUCGAAAUCACCCCAACCGCGCCAGUGGCAUUCUCGGCUCAGCUCCAACGGCCGGUCAACCGUCCAACUUCCGCAAUCAUCGCAGACGCUGCCCCAAAUAGUAGAAACGCCUCCACCUGCCGAACCCAACAACAAUAGAAUCCAAUCAUCCAACCUACAACAAUCCGUCGUGAUACCCGAACGAACAUCAUCUCAAGACACUUCUUCUUCGUCGUCGUCUGGCGCUCUCCCCUCUAUAUCAGUGUUUAGCAAACGAUCCGCGUCGCAGAAACAUCACAACUCUCACAACUCAUCACAAACGUUGACGGAUCUCGCCUCCCAUCCGGCACCCCUUCCAGGAAACACGACACGAACAGACAAUUUAUCGUUGAUUCCCACUCUUUCUGAAGAUAAAAGGCAGGAAAGCAAGAAAUCCCAUAAAAAGGACAGCGACGGCGGCCGCAAGUCGAGCUGGCCAUGGUCGCGAGGAUCGGACGACAAGGAAAAGAAAAAAGACGGCGAGUCGAAAAAGAGCAAGACGAAACAGACCGCGGCCGAAAAAGCAUACGACAAACUGGACAAUACUCGGCUGGACGUGUUGCAAAGCUCGAUUGACAGCAUACCUCGCGGCCGAGAGAGUUUGGUGUUGGAGCGGCCUAUCGACCAUCGACUAGAAGAAGAACGAAGAAAGGAAAGUUCGCGGAAAUCGACCGACUCGAAGAAGGAUAAAGAAUCGGGCUUGCUGUCGUCGAUAUUUGGCGGCGGCAAGAAGAAAAGCGGCGGCGAUCACAAAAAGAGUGCAUCUCGAACGUUAUCGCCCGAGCCUUCUAGUAUUCGACAGAUCCCAGACGAGGAUUAUCCUUGGAGUCGGUUUAAUAUCUUGGAGGAGCGCGCCAUUUACCGGAUGGCGCAUAUCAAGCUGGCGAAUCCGCGUCGACCGUUGCAUUCGCAGGUUCUGCUGAGCAACUUUAUGUACUCGUAUCUGGCCAAGGUGCAGCAAAUGCACCCGCAAAUGUCGAUUCCCACGUCUCCGUCUCAAAGGGCGCAGCAGCAGCAACAGCAGCAGCAGCAACAAUCGGACCAGCCGGAUGAAUAUACCCAGUACCAGCGGUAUCAAGAGUAUUCCGAUCAAAGCUACGACGAGUAUGAUUACGAACCCGAAGACCACGGCGACCAGUACCAGAGCAAUGGACGACAAACUUACGACAAGGACAACACAUACCAGCAUUACGACGGAUCAUAUGGAUCCGGCGAGGCGGCGCAACGAGAAAGCGACCAGGGAAUGUGGUGA